UUGUGAGUUCAUUUUAUUCUUAUCACCAUGUUUCGGAUUUAUAGUUAGUUUUGGAAGAUAUAAAAAAUUGCCUUUGCAAAUUUGUAUAAAUACUGACCCUGUUGCAUUUGAGUGCAUCAUUAAGUUAUUGAACACUGAAGCGAUACACUUUACUCAAAAUGAAAUUCACCAUCAUCGUUCUGGUUGCUAUUGGCAGUGCCGUAGCUUUUUCACCACCCAAUCAUGCUACUGGCUUGUAUGCGCCAUCUCUUUUGUCAGGAGCUUCACAUUCAACAGGACCUCUAUCUAUAUCUGCUGCACAUCUAAGUGGAGUUUCCAAUGCUCCAACUGGACCCUUAUUCGUUCCUUCUAAUCCUGCAGGAAAUUUGAAUGGCAACAAUGCUGCUUAUCCUGGGGCUACUCUUGCUUUGCACCCUGGCAUUCGGGCACCAGCGGUUAGCUCGCCCUAUUCCGCAGGAUAUCAGAAAGGAUUUGCUCCUAGUCACCUUAUUGGUGCUUCUGGUUCAGGAUAUCCAAUUCAUGGACAAUCACCAAUCGUGCCAACCAUUAUAGGUCAGUCAGUAGGUGGUCAGGGUACAUACGGCAAAUUGUAAAAUCAGAAACAGGUAAAAGUGUGGAGAGGAAACAUUUCGGAGUAAAUAAAUAAAUCAGCAAAUAAUUUCAGCAUAA
Messenger RNA from Hermetia illucens (black soldier fly), 669 nucleotides. RefSeq lists its product as uncharacterized. The transcript has 2 exons. The record is from RefSeq and is a predicted model, not a curated record. The coding region runs from base 159 to 593 and encodes 144 amino acids. Lineage: Eukaryota; Metazoa; Arthropoda; Insecta; Diptera; Stratiomyidae.